AUGAGCGGCUACACACGCAACGAAGUGAUUGAGGCUGUGCGCUCCUUCUAUACUUUCCUGGCGGGCCUCCCGCGCCUAUCGGCUGACGACAUCUUGGAUCCGCCGGAACAGGGAUGGCCUGAUCUGACAGACGCGUAUCUGGCUGCUCUGGGGAAGACACCGGUCGUGUGCGAUCUCCUACGACACCUCCCGUACAUUCGUCCCAACGGGCAAAACAAUCAGCAGAUUGCACCGUGGACGACAGCUACGAAUUACACCGACUCCACUACUCGAUGGACGCUAAACAGAGGCCUCAUCGAUGGCAAUCUGGCUCCAAUCGGCGCCGGGGAUGUACCGCCACACGUGGCCGUCUUGACGUCUGGGAGCGCGAUCACGGAUUUCAUCCAACAGGAGCGCCCUGAGCGGUCUGAGCCGGCGCAAGACAGCCCAGACGCGUGGCGCGCCUACCACACCAGGCCAGCAGAGGAGUUUUUCGAAGAGUGGAAGGACAAGUACCGCACGUUGGAGUGGGCACCCUUGAUCGAGAACGCCGACGAUGGCGUUGUAAUUAGCUACGAUGCUGGUUCCGAGGAGGUUCGCCAGAUAUACCGUGAUCACGGCUGGCCGGAUAGAUUCGAUCGCGCAGCAUGUGCCGAUGCGAUUCGGCGGUGGGAAGGGAACACCUCAAACUAUGAGCUGUAA
This is a messenger RNA of Pestalotiopsis fici W106-1, 681 nucleotides long. RefSeq lists its product as uncharacterized. The transcript has 3 exons. Lineage: Eukaryota; Fungi; Ascomycota; Sordariomycetes; Amphisphaeriales; Sporocadaceae. Bases 1 to 681 code for a protein of 226 amino acids. The record is from RefSeq and is a predicted model, not a curated record.